CAUAAGUACUUGCUUUGCGGAGAAUAAAAGGAAAAAACAGCAGGUUGGGUGGAAAAUCAGAAAAAGUUUACUAAACGUUGUAAAUGGGAAGGUUCCUCCGUGUGGGAUGGAUUGGCAGAACGUCUAUAAGGUGUAUACCCCAUUUAUGUUGACGAAGUACAAGCAUUGGGUGGCUGUAAUGAUUGAUCUGGUAUUGUGUGAAAUCAAAGUGUACGAUUCAAAGGUUUCACUAAUUCCAGAUGACAUCAUAAAGGAAGAACUCGCCCCGCUAUCAAUUACGCUUCCAAAUCUUCUCAACACCAUCGACUUUUAUGAAGAAGGUGUUUAUGCAAACAAUUGCAGCCGAGAUUGGUGGUGUCCGUGGCCAAUAGAGCGUGUGGAUGUUCCACAACAGUCUAAUGAAGGCGAUUGUGGCAUGUUUGUGUUAAAGUACAUUGAGCUUUUCAGCGCUCAGCUUCCGUUAGCUACUUGCACCUCGCACAACAUGCCUUUUUUUUCGGUUGAAAUUGGCUGCGGAGAUAACAAGGGGAGAUGCUUACUUCCCAUGAUAUUGGUUGAAGAUGACAAAUGGGUCAUUUGCGAGUCCAUACCCGAUUUUGGGGACAUUUAUGAGUACAUACUCAACGUCGCCGAAAACCUAUAA
This is a messenger RNA of Prunus dulcis (almond), 643 nucleotides long. Its product is annotated as sentrin-specific protease 2-like. Bases 107 to 643 code for a protein of 178 amino acids. The transcript has 3 exons. Gene Ontology annotation, molecular function: deSUMOylase activity. Lineage: Eukaryota; Viridiplantae; Streptophyta; Magnoliopsida; Rosales; Rosaceae. The record is from RefSeq and is a predicted model, not a curated record. Gene Ontology annotation, cellular component: nucleus. Gene Ontology annotation, biological process: protein desumoylation.